This is a messenger RNA of Heterobasidion irregulare TC 32-1, 1449 nucleotides long. RefSeq lists its product as uncharacterized. The transcript is spliced from 6 exons. Bases 1 to 1449 code for a protein of 482 amino acids. The record is from RefSeq and is a predicted model, not a curated record. Gene Ontology annotation, biological process: peptidyl-lysine trimethylation; peptidyl-lysine monomethylation. Gene Ontology annotation, molecular function: protein-lysine N-methyltransferase activity. Lineage: Eukaryota; Fungi; Basidiomycota; Agaricomycetes; Russulales; Bondarzewiaceae.
AUGGAUAAUCUCAACUCAGAUAUCUUUGCUCGGCGCUGGGACGCUCUUCUGGCAUGGCUUCAGGAUCAUGGAAUGCAUGUGGGCAAUGCAUUGCUUGUACGGCCCAAGAAAAGACCUGGUUCAGGAAAUGGUCUUUUCACGGUCGGCAAUGUUCCUCACUCCACUCCCCUUUUCACCCUUCCUGCGACGGCGAAGAUAAACAUAAAGACACUCUCGUCACAUUAUCCUGUCAAGACACAUCAUGACCUCCCACUAUCUGCGACGCAGCUUAUCUCACUCCACCUUUUUCUCCACCGCCCCUCGCCUGGCAGCGAAUCCUCUGACCCUCUUUUCGGACCCUACAUCUCAAUUUUGCCCAAAGAAUUCGAUAGCCAUCCCUUGACCUGGGUCGUUCGUCAAAAUCUUGGGAGGUGCUUCCUCAGUUCAUCAGAGAGAACCCUUCUAGGUUUCUUGCCUCCCAGUGUAGUUUCAAGUUUGAAGAAUCUUGAAAUGAAAUUUUACCACGAUCAGAGGAGGGUCUUUCAGUACAUUCAAGAGUUCCAAGAAAUUAAGCAACGAUCUAGUAUACCUCUUCAAAAUAACGAUGCAGCCGAAGCCUCCGUGGCGAGACAGUACCUCUGGGCAUGGCUCAACGUGAAUACUCGAUGCCUUUACGACCGCAUCGUCACGUCCAAACACGAUCCCGACAACAUCAGCCUCUGUCCUGUCUUCGACUUCGCCAAUCAUACAUGGAGGUCGUCGACAAUGCAGCCUCUUCCUUCAGAUGCAGAGAUCUGGAAUAGUAUCGCGCAGGGCAAUGGUUCCGAUCUCACCUGUGUGACGUGCGCCGUAGACGUCGCGGGAGACCAAGAGCUAUUCUUAACGUACGGCGCACAUCCUAACCGGACGCUUUUCGUAGAAUAUGGGUUCGUCAAUGAGGUUGAAGAUGCCGAUCUUGUCUCCGGGAAUUAUGCAGGGGAAGUGAAUCUGGACGAUAUUGUGGAAGAUCUGUUUUCAAGACGCGGAGCUGUAGGUGUGUGGAUGAAAGAUGUGUUGGAACAACGAGGAUACUGGGGUGAUUGGACGAUGCAUUCUGCUCCUCAACCGGCACACCCUUCGUACCGACUCACCACGGCACUUCGUCUCUAUGACACGAUCUCUGAGGACACGGUCGAGGUGCCAUCCGAUCCUGACAUAGCUCUCAAACCUUGGUAUGAUACAGUCUUAGGUCGAAGAGAGACCGUGUCGAUCGAGAACGAGGAGGCGUGGAGAUGCACGUUACUUUCGAUCUGCAAUACUGUGGAGAAGAGGGCAGAGGCAUCGAUGAAGAGCAUCACAGACACACCUAGCCCAAGAGACCCGACGGAGUGGUAUGAAUGGAUGUUAGAGAACGUUCGGGUGCUGUGGUGGGAAGAGAAGUCGGUUGCGAUCGCGGUGGCAGUCAGUGUACGGGAUGGGAUAGAAUUUUAG